This is a messenger RNA of Astrephomene gubernaculifera, 1595 nucleotides long. NCBI's taxonomy places the organism in Eukaryota, Viridiplantae, Chlorophyta, Chlorophyceae, Chlamydomonadales, Astrephomenaceae. The record is from the annotation of a GenBank genome assembly.
CACUUUGUGUUGGUUACUUUCAUAUUUACCGCUUCGAUUAUAGGUCGUUUGGCCAAACCCUGGCGGGACAGCAAGUCGUAUCGCCGCUUGGAAACAGCGAGCAGGACGCCACGCAAACUUAAAAAGGAAUACAGAACCCAUCCAUCCUCACCACCCUCUCCAAAAUGGCAUCCUCCUCCUCCGACCCCGCCACCACCCCCACCGAAUUUAUCUCCCUCUUCGCGGUUCCCAAGGGCGCACUGGCGCAACAGCUGACCGACGAGAUCUCCCACUUGGCUCACCGAGAGGCCGCGCCGCCCUUCCCGCCGCACGUGACGGUGGCGGGGGCCGCCAAGAGCCGCGCGGAGGCGCUGCAGCUGGCUGAGCAGCUGGCGGGCAGGGUCAAGCCCUACCGCAUUAACUUCACGGGGGUCUCCGCCGGCACCACCUUCUAUCAGUGCGUGUACCUGCUGGUGGCGCAGGAGGAGGGCACCAUGGCAGCAGCGGCCGCCGCGAGGGAGGUGUUCGGGCUCACCGGCGCGCCGCCCUACAUGCCGCACCUCAGCCUGCUCUACUCGGACAUGGACCAGGGGGAGCGGCAGCGGGUGGUUGAGUACGAGACCUCCCGGCUGUACGGCGACUCCCCCGCCACCCGGCUGCUGGAGAGCGGGUUUGACGUGGGCAGUUUGCAGGUGUGGAGCACCCCGCUGGAUGACUCUAGCCUGAAGAGCUGGCGGCUGGUGGGGGAGGUCCGGUUGGUGGGGCAGUGAGGAGGGGUGCGCAGAAGUGAGGAGGGCAGGAGGGGCAGGAGGAGGAGGGUGUGAGGGGUAAGGAGGAGGAAACACACGGACCGUGUGCCGAGGCGGGUGAUCAUGGAUUGCAUCAUUGCGGGGGACAGGAGCAGGAGGAGUUGUGGCGGCAUGUGAACCGGGGAUGUGGGCUGUGGUAUCGGAGGGUCCUUUCUAUUGCACUAGAAGGUAUUUAUUGUCUUGCAACAUAUCGGUUGUUGAAAGUUGACUCACUUGCGAGGAGUUUAGGGAUCGGUGCCUGAUUGCAUGGCUUCUGACACGGCGACAUGAUAGGGGAUUUAUUUUUGUGAUGUUUGUGUUUGGUGGCUUUGGGAACGGACGACGGUGGUGUAACUGUUGGAGUUAAAAACGGGAUUCACUCACACAACUGGCUCUUGGCUUCACGACUUGCUAUCUGGCUAGCAAACCCGGGGGCUGGCAUGCUGCUGUUGCUGACGGUGUUGUCAAGCCCUCAACUAGGCUGUGGUGUGCACGCAUGCACUGCAUUGCAGCAUGGUCCUUUUGAUGUAGAAAUGCAGUGAUUUGGUCCAAGCUCUGGAGUUUUCAUGUGAUUAUGUGGUUGAUAGGGAAUAGGCAAGAAGCUUGCACUUUGCUAGGGCUCCUGGUCUUGCUGUUGUUGCGUAUAGGGUGGUGCUGGUGUUGGUGGUCCGGUGCAGCUGGCAUUUUUGCAUCAAGGUUGGCGCUGUUGUUGUUGCUGUGACUUGGAGCAUUACGGGAGCCAGCGGUAGGAAGGGCCCACGAGACGACAGGAAGGCCUGAGAGGAGCAAAAUCCCGAUUGUGGUUUUUGCAAGUUGUAAACAAGCCCG